GAGAGGACGAGGGCUCCUAGAGCGCCAGCUCCUGGAAAGCAGCCCCGUUUGGUGCCGUGACCAGGAUCCCGAAGGUCCAUUAGAUGGAGACCUCGAGUUCCUUAGGGAAUUGGCGCAGGGUCCUCACAAGUGGCUGCCCGCAGUUGUGAACAACCAUCCCAUCUCAAGAGCGCCAGGCGACUAGCCUGGCCGGAGCCGCGCCUCUACUUACUCAGCGAGCGGCCGCCCAGGAAAUGACGCGCUGCCCCGCUGGCCGUGCGGAAGUGGAGAUGGCGGAGCUGUACGUGAAACCCGGCAACAAAGAGCGCGGCUGGAACGACCCGCCGCAGUUCUCAUACGGGCUGCAGACCCAGGCUGGCGGGCCCAAGCGCACGCCGCUCACCAAGAGGGUCGCCGCUCCCCAGGAUGGAUCCCCCCGAGUCCCCACCUCAGAGACUUCUGGGCUCCCCGCAAUGGGGCCUCCACCUCCUUCAAGUAAGGUUCCCAGGCCCCCACCUGUGGGGAGUUGUCCUGCCUUUGGUGUGGAGCCCACAAGUUUCCCAGUUGAGUCUGAAGCUCUGAUGGAGGAUGUGCUGGAACCUUUGGAACAGGCAUUGGAGGAUUGCCGUGGCCACACGAGGAAGCAGGUAUGUGAUGACAUCAGUCGACGCCUGGCACUGCUACAGGAACAGUGGGCUGGAGGGAAGUUGUCAAUGCCUGUAAAGAAGAGGAUGGCUAUACUGGUGCGAGAGCUUUCAAACCACCAGUGGGAUGCAGCAGAUGACAUCCACCGCUCACUCAUGGUUGACCAUGUGACUGAGGUCAGUCAGUGGAUGGUGGGAGUUAAAAGAUUAAUUGCGGAAAAGAGGAGCCUGUCUUCAGAGGAGGAGGCCAAUGAAGAGAAAUCUGCUGCCACAGCUGAGGAGAACCAGACCGUACCAGGCUUCCAGCAGCCUCCAUAAUCCUGUGGGUCCCCCAGACUCACCUGACACAAUCUCCUAUGCCUUGGUGUGGGAGGCCUUCUUUACUUGGCUUCCUCUUACCACCAGGGAGGCUGUCUGUCUCAUUCAGCCUGACUUACCUCUGUGGGAAGAGGUUCCACCUGGGCCAGAGGGAGGUCAUUUGUUACCCAUUAACACAUGCAAUUCAAUAAAAACAUCUCAGUGGUGGGC
Propithecus coquereli (Coquerel's sifaka) is the source of this 1151-nucleotide messenger RNA. It is a transcript of the gene SRA1, whose product is annotated as steroid receptor RNA activator 1. The record is from RefSeq and is a predicted model, not a curated record. Lineage: Eukaryota; Metazoa; Chordata; Mammalia; Primates; Indriidae. The transcript is spliced from 5 exons. Gene Ontology annotation, biological process: regulation of transcription by RNA polymerase II. Gene Ontology annotation, cellular component: nucleus. The coding region runs from base 234 to 941 and encodes 235 amino acids.